Molecule: messenger RNA, 1485 nt
Organism: Oryza brachyantha (malo sina)
Lineage: Eukaryota; Viridiplantae; Streptophyta; Magnoliopsida; Poales; Poaceae
Exons: 2
Coding region: 1-1485 (494 amino acids)
Source: RefSeq, a predicted model, not a curated record
AUGCAGCGCGAUUUGCUCCAAACCCGAGUCGACGGGCAUGACGUCUUCAAGGCGCCUCAGCAGAAUGUCCGCGCGGCCGCCGACCUACUCGGCGACAUCAUCCAGCAGCUUCCACAGCCAGAUCUACCUGUGGUGGAAACCAUAAACAUGGUCAAGGCUAUGGACGACUCGACUGGGCAUUGGUUGUCGGGGCUCCCCAAACGGUCCAUUGACUCAUGGGCUGAGCUUCGCGACUGGUUCAUAGCCAAUUUCCAGGGCACAUACGAAAGGCCAAGGACAAAGUAUGAUCUAUACCAAGUCCAACAAAGGAAAAACGAAUCUCUACGGGCCUAUAUCAAACGGUUCUCAGAGGUCCGCAACUCCAUCCCCGAUAUCAAAGAUGACGUGGUCAUCGCUGCCUUUCGAAAGGGAGUACGUGAUGAGCCAUUCAUCGCCAAGUUUACCAAGAAGGAGCCGAUUAUGGUCAAAGACCUCUUCAACAUGGCUAACUCCUACGCUGCGGCUGCCAACGCGGUGUCCGCCUCGCAGAGAGAUAAGCACGAGGGAAAGGAGCAGCCAUCUGGUAAAGGCAAGGAGAAGGAGCACAAGAAGGACUCGGACUCGCGGAAACGCAAGCUGGAGGAGCUGGUUGCCGUCGCAGAACGGCACCCAAUCCAACGUCCUAAGAUGUCUGACUACGAUAAGGUCAUGAACAGCAAGUGCCCCUACCACCUAAAGUCCUCCCACUUGGCCAAAGACUGCUUUGUCAUGCGUCAUUACGCAGAGCAGCUCGCCAAAGGUCAGUCGGGGGCCGUCGGGUCGAGCAAGCCAAUGCUCGCCGAUAAAAAAGACGACGAGUUCCAAGACCCACAAGCCGAGCUAAACCACAUCUUUGGUGGCCCGCUCGCAUAUGAGUCCAAGCGGAAGCAAAAACUCACGACAAGGGAGAUAAACACCACAGCGGUGGACGUCCCCCAGUACCUGCGGUGGUCGAAAGUCCUGAUCAUGUUCGACCGCUCGGAUCACCCUGGCCGAGUGGCUCACCUAGGGCGGUACCCACUGGUGCUAGCCCCAGUCAUCAAAAGCAUCAAAUUGAAGCGCGUGCUCAUCGACGGCGGAAGCGCUCUCAACAUUCUCUUCGCCAAGACGCUUGACGAUAUGAAAAUCCCGAGUACGAAGCUACGACUGAGCAAUGCGCCCUUUCAUGGGGUCAUUCCAGGGCUAUCGGCAAGACCGCUCGGGCAGAUCACUCUUCCGGUAACCUUUGGAACAAAAGAAAAUUACCACAGGGAGAACAUUUGCUUUGAAGUCGCUGACUUUGAAACAGCAUACCAUGCCAUCAUCGGCAGGCCCGCGCUGACGAAGUUCAUGGGGAUCCCGCACUAUACCUACCUCAUGGUCAAGAUGCCCGGGCCCCACGGCAUCAUCACUCUGCGCAGCGACAUCAAGCAGGCCUUCAGCUGCGAAGUGAAAAGCUGCGAGAUCGCACAACACGCCGAGGAGUAG